Messenger RNA from Eucalyptus grandis, 2169 nucleotides. Its product is annotated as scarecrow-like protein 15. Gene Ontology annotation, cellular component: nucleus. Lineage: Eukaryota; Viridiplantae; Streptophyta; Magnoliopsida; Myrtales; Myrtaceae. Gene Ontology annotation, biological process: regulation of DNA-templated transcription. The record is from RefSeq and is a predicted model, not a curated record. Gene Ontology annotation, molecular function: sequence-specific DNA binding; DNA-binding transcription factor activity.
CCCAUCCCCCGCCCCGCACGCCACCAUAUAACCCCGCCCCUCCCUUCUCCACCAAACUCCCCUCCUCCGUUCCCGACUUCCCGAGAACCUAAAAAACCUCAAACAACUCGAAAAAAAAAACCUCCGAACCAAAACCAAAGACCCGAAUCCAUCCAUCGACAGGAGGACAGGGCCGAAAAGGGGCGCGUCUCGUCCGAGCUAUGAGAGUUCCCGUCACUUCCCAACCGCCAGCAACCCCCGCCGCCCCCGCCGCAGGAGCCGCCCAGCCGCUCAAGCCCGUGUCCGCCGCCGCCGCCGCCCCUCCGCCCCUCUGCUACGAGCCCACCUCUGUCCUCGACCUCCGCAGCCCCGCGUCCGACAAGCACCCCGAGGUCGCCCCGCUCCCCGGCGGGGGCGGUGGCGGCGGGGGCGGCGGCGCGGGAGGCGACGGCGACGAUGGCUCCGCUGCGCUCCAGUGGGACGAGCACGCGAUGCAGACCCUGGACUGGGACUCCAUCAUGAGGGACUUGGGCCUCCACGACGACUCGGCGCCUCCCUUCAGGGCCAACCCCCACGUCUGCCCCGCCGACGCCUUCCCGCCUCCGCCGCCUCCUCCUCCCCACCACCACCACCAGCAGCAGCAGCAACACCACCAGCAGCUGGAGCCGCCGGGCCACUUCCUGCCCCACGAAUUCGCCCUCUCUGACGGGUACUCGAACCCGCUCGACUCGUGCGCUGACUCCCCCGCCGGAUGGAACGGCCUCGGGCCCGACUUCUUCGACGAGCUGAUCCAGGCCGCCGAAUGCUUCGACUCGAGCGAGCUCCAGCUGGCGCAGAUGAUAUUGGCGCGGCUCAAUCAACGGCUCCGUUCUCCGGCUGGCAAGCCCGUCCAGCGAGCCGCCUUUUACUUCAAGGAGGCGUUCCAGUCGCUGCUUCUCCUCCAGUCCGGCUCGAACCGGCCUCCGGCUCGGCUCUCCUCUUGGCCCGACAUCGUGCAGACGAUCCGAGCCUACAAGGCCUUCUCCGGCAACUCUCCGAUCUCCAUGUUCACGCACUUCACGGCGAUCCAGGCCCUCCUGGAGUCGCUCGACGGCUCGACUGUCUUCCACGUCGUCGACUUCGACAUCGGCUUCGGAGGCCAGUACGCCUCCUUCAUGAAGGAGAUCGCGGACCGAGCCGACUCGUGCAAGCUCCAGCCGCCGAUCGUGAGGAUCACCGCCGUCGUGCCGGAGGAGUUCGCGAUCGAGACGAAGCUCAUCAGGGACAACCUCUCGCAGUACGCGCACGAGCUCAAGCUCCGGGUCGAGGUCGAGUUCGUCCUCGUCCGCGCCUUCGAGAUGCUCUCCUUCAAGUCCAUCAACUUCAUCGACCGGGAGAGCCUGGCGGUCCACCUGUCGCCGGCGAUCCUCCACCGCCUCGGGCCGGCGAGCAACGUCGCGAGGUUCCUCGUCGACGUCCGGCGGCUGAACCCCAGCAUCGUCGUGUUCGCCGACACCGAGCCGUGGGCGGACGCCGCCGCCCCGGCGUCGUUCAAGCGGAGCUUCCUCGGCUGCUUCGAGCACUACGCGACGGUGUUCGAGUCGGUGGACGUGGCGACCGGCGGCGGGGAAUGGGCGAGGAAGAUCGAGGGGUACCUGCUGCGGCCGAGGAUAACGGCCGCGGUGGAGGCGGCGGCGAAGAGAGCGGCGCCGCCGUCGUGGAGGGAGGCGUUCCAUGGGGCCGGGAUGCGACCGGUGAGACUGAGCCAGUUCGCGGACUACCAGGCGGAGUUCCUGCUGGGGAAGGUGCAGGUGCGGGGGUUCCACGUGGCGAGGCGGCAGGCCGAGCUGGUGCUGUGCUGGCACGACAGGGCCCUCGUCGCCACGUCAGCGUGGAAGUUUUAGUUUUCGCUUAGGAGGGGCGGGAGGGAGAAGAAGAUACACGCGGGUCCUCGAGGGUUCCGUUAAUUGCAGAAUAGUCCCCGUUGACCCGAUUUUUUUGACUCUUUUUUUUUGUCUUCUUUCUUUUCUUUUUUUGUUUUUUUUUAUGGGGUGAUGAUGGUGUCGUAUUGAGGUGUGAUUUGGGCGUCGCUCUCUCUCGUCUCUUCCUAGUUUAAGCUCUCUCUACUUGCAUAUAUAAUUCCAAACACAAACGUGUUUGGCGAGUAAGAAACCUUAUUAUUAUUGGGGUAUACAUCAUAGAUUUCUGUCC